UUUUCAGUACAUAAACUCAUACUGAACACAAUUAGACUUCAUAGUGAACUUAAUACAGUAGUAUUGUUGUAAUGUUUUGAUACAAUCACAGUCUUAUUGUUAAAAAGACUAUGUGUAAAUAACAUGUAUGCAGACUGGAAAUUUUAAUAUUUAAAGGAGUGUGCUGUUUCGAGUUAAAGGGAAGACAGGGGGAGUGUUACUGCUAGUGCAGUCUGUUCUACACCACCACCAGGUGGCCAGUUUUAUAUUCAUGGGAGAUUCUAUGUCAAGACCCUCCACUAUGCCAACUCCACAGGAUGCCCUUCAAGGUCGUGAUGAGGCCAUCAAAGUGUCGAGAAAACAUGCAGUAAAUGGCAACCCAACAAUGCCUCCCUUUCCAGACGAAAUGCAGAUGGCUAUGUUUGGAAUGGGCUGCUUUUGGGGAGCAGAGAGAAAGUUCUGGAAGCUACCUGGGGUCUUCUCAACUCAGGUUGGGUACUCAGCAGGCUACACAAAGAAUCCCACGUACAAGGAGGUCUGUUCAGGCAACACUGGCCAUAAUGAGGUCUUUAGGGUUGUAUUUGAUCCGGCAAACAUCUCAUACGGGGAACUGCUCAAGGUGUUUUGGGAGAGCCAUAACCCAACUCAACUGAAUCGUCAAGGUAACGACUGGGGCACACAGUAUCGUUCAGGAAUCUACUACUACAGUGACGAACAGCGGGACGAGGCCCUGGCAUCCAAAGAUGAAUAUGAAAAACUCCUCAUAGCCAAAGGAUAUGACAAAAUUGCUACAGAAAUCAAACAAGCGUCAGAAUUUUACUACGCCGAGGACUAUCAUCAGCAAUACUUGCAUAAAAACCCUGAUGGUUAUUGCGGACUUGGGGGAACGGGGGUUAGUGGUCCUAUAGGGCUGGGCGUUAGCAAGAAGAAGCAGGGUAAAAGUGAUCUGUGAUAAAGCUAUGUGAUGGUUUUCUCUAUUAUGUUAUACCUCUGAUUGACUGUAUUUAUAAUGGGUUUCAGGUCUAAUAUUCUUUCAUAACUUACUAUAUAACAUUUUUACAUAUUGUUAUUUAUUAUUAAUUUUUAUGAUAAUUUUGAUGUACCAACUACUAUUGUUUUGAAAUUUUUAGUAAACCUAAUUUUGUGUCCGUAUAUUAAAGUGGCACCCUUAUUCAAAAUCAAUACAUACACAUGAAUAACAAACACAAAUUUUGAGUGAAAAACCUUUAACUUCUUCCUAAAUAAUGCAUUUAUGGAAAAAUCAAUUACUGAUAAUAAGAUUGUAACCAUGUUUUUAAUAGCUGAAUACGCAAAAAUAUUAAAUGAUUGGUGAGUGCUAAAAGAUUAACUGCAAUAUCCUAUCGUCUCAUAAGGUAGGAAUACCAUGCCUUCUGCACCUUUAUAAGAACCAUCGUUUUUAACAUUUAUUCAUCCUUUUUGGUAUAUUAAAACAUUUGUAUUAAAUGUGGUCAAUCUUAUUUUGGAGUAAGAGUGCAUCUUUAAUCAUAUUGUUGUUGCUAAUUACCUUGUAAACAUUGUAAAAGUGAGUAGUAUUGUGUAUAAUCCAAAUAUUUUUUGCCAUAUGUGAAACACACAUCAUAUGAACUGAAUUUAAAAAUUAAAACCGAAGUGGAGUAUAUCAGUAUGUCAUAGAAUUGCCAUAUUUAUUAAUUUGUAAUUUUUAAUGGUGAAUUUGAUUGUUAAUCCCUAAUUUUAUAAACUUUCCAGAAAUAAAGAAGUGAAAAUCUG
This is a messenger RNA of Mya arenaria, 1728 nucleotides long. RefSeq names its product peptide methionine sulfoxide reductase MsrA-like. The coding region runs from base 251 to 931 and encodes 226 amino acids. Gene Ontology annotation, molecular function: peptide-methionine (S)-S-oxide reductase activity. Gene Ontology annotation, cellular component: cytoplasm. Lineage: Eukaryota; Metazoa; Mollusca; Bivalvia; Myida; Myidae. The record is from RefSeq and is a predicted model, not a curated record. The transcript has 6 exons. Gene Ontology annotation, biological process: cellular response to oxidative stress.